AUGAAUGCAAUAAAUACCAAACGUUGUGUUUCAGAUGCCAAAGAUUUGUACGAACUUUUGUUGCAAAGGGAUCUAAUAGACUCCAUGGGAAACUCUUUAAUUGAUCCCAACCAACAUCGCAUGGUCCGCAAAAAUCAGAGGUCUCCAUCGCUGAGGUUAAGGUUCGGACGCCGAAGCGAUCCGGCGCUCUACCAGAACGCUUUGAAUGCAGAAUACCACAACGACUCCGAUGUGAAUUAAAUGCGCCCUUCAUCAGAAGUUACAUUAUACUCUUCUUAUCUAAAAUCAUUCGCUUCGUUGUAAUACCCUUAAUUUGUUUAUAUUUUACAUUCUCACCAGUGCUUUUUCAACCAAAUUAUUGUACCUUCAGUAUAGUAUUUUAGUGAUAACAAUUUUUUUUAGCGUAUAGUUGAUUGUAUUCCAUUUUAGUUCUAAGGUAAAUUUUACAUUCCCGAUAAAAAUGUAUUUGUUUGCUCCGCAGAUUAACAUUACUCAUAAAUAUAUGUCAAAAUAACAGUCAYAAAUUAUUUUGUUGAUACUUCAAUAAUUACAUUAUUAGUUAUGAUUCUUAUUAUAAUUAUCAUUAUUACAAUAAUUAAUAACCUACUCUACUUUACCUACUCUGAACCAAUAAUAAAAAAAAUAGGUUAAGCCUUAUGUGAAUUUCCGAGUAAAAUGUUUCCUCAGAUACUAUUACCUAUUCUACCACAGAAUUAAAUAAAAACAAUAAUAAUUUAUAUAUUUAUUAUGAUACUGAGUACUAUAAUAGCCAAUAGGUACUAUAGGUACCUACUAAUAAUAAAUAACAUGGUUAUGGAAAUUCGCGUACGGUUUUUGGAGUGAAUAUAAUGUUUAUAAAACGAGUAUAACAUAAUAUUAUUUA
Diuraphis noxia (Russian wheat aphid) is the source of this 883-nucleotide messenger RNA. It is a transcript of the gene sNPF, whose product is annotated as short neuropeptide F precursor. The record is from RefSeq and is a predicted model, not a curated record. Lineage: Eukaryota; Metazoa; Arthropoda; Insecta; Hemiptera; Aphididae.